Vollenhovia emeryi is the source of this 5214-nucleotide messenger RNA. RefSeq lists its product as uncharacterized. Bases 1 to 5214 code for a protein of 1737 amino acids. Gene Ontology annotation, molecular function: nucleic acid binding; aspartic-type endopeptidase activity. The transcript has a single exon. The record is from RefSeq and is a predicted model, not a curated record. Gene Ontology annotation, biological process: DNA integration; proteolysis. NCBI's taxonomy places the organism in Eukaryota, Metazoa, Arthropoda, Insecta, Hymenoptera, Formicidae.
AUGAAUGUGGAUACAUUGAAGGUAAGGCGAAGGACAUUAAAGGCUGCUUGCACACGCAUAAAGGGGUAUGUCGAUACGCCGAGAGACACCUCGGACAUAACCAACGAGGUUAUCGAACAGUUAAAACUUCGCAAGGACAAGUUAGAGGGUUACUGGCUUGAAUACGAUGAUAUUCAGUCGCAAAUCGAAUCGUUAGAACCAAACGUAGAGAGUAAUGAUCGCGAUGUCUUUGAGGCGGCCUAUUACGACUUAAGGGCACGAAUGCAACGGUUAAUAGAAAGCGCAGGCUCAACGCAAAUUACUCCGUCCAACGCAGCAGCCUUGAAUGUUAAUACGCCACAGCUAGAAAACAGUAGUUCACACAUACGUCUCCCCAAGUUAAACUUGCCGGUCUUCUCCGGAAAAUAUCAAGAAUGGACUCCUUUUGCGCAAAUGUUUCAGGCAAUAAUUACGAGUAAUGCGAAGCUGAAGAACAUAGAGAAAUUUCAAUAUUUGCGGUCUUCCCUAUCUGGCGACGCAGCCGAGGCGAUCGAAUCACUGGAGCUGUCCGAACAGAACUUUCAAGUCGCAUGGGAUAUAUUAGAGAAGCGUUACGAUAAGCUGCGGGUAAUAGUACAAACACACAUUCAGGCGAUAUUAGAGAUUCCAUGUAUUAAGAAAGAAAACUAUAACGAAUUGCGACAAUUGAUCAAUGUAACAACGAAAAAUAUUAACGCGUUAAAGGCUCUUAAACGACCAGUCGAUAACUGGAACGAUUUAAUUGUACACAUUUUGACGAACAAGCUAGAUCCCGUGACCUUCCGGGAUUGGGAAGAUACGCUGUCGGGUAACGAACUGCCGAGUCUAGAUCAGCUAGCGGAAUUUUUAAUGAAAAAGUGUCAAACACUAGAGUCAAUAAUUAAUAAGGAAAACGCAUCCAUAGCAUCCAACAAAUUGAAUUCCUCAACUUCGCGCAAAACGGCUAUAAAUUGCGUCGCGUCGGUGACUUCGAAAUGCGCUUAUUGUAAUGGGGAGCAUCCAAUCUACUUCUGUCCCUCUUUUACUAAACUGCCAGCGGGGCAGCGAUUUAUCGAAAUAAAAAAGCGAAGGCUAUGCACCAACUGUCUGAAGUCGAAGUCUCAUCAAUCAAGACAAUGCACAUCCAGCAGCUGCAAGACGUGUGGGCUAAAGCACAACACGCUUCUCCAUCUAGAUAAGCUAGGCAGUACGCCUUCUGGAUCGGGAGAGGCACAAACUACGCGAGAAACGAAGGAACCGCCCAGUUCGACCGCCGUGGUAACUCACAAUCUAAGUAAGUCGGAUGACAAUUACGUAUUGUUGUCUACUGCAUUAGUCGACGUUUUUGAUAACGAAAGUAACAAACAACCGUGCCGAGUAUUGCUCGAUAGUGGAUCGCAAGCGAAUUUAAUUACGCGGGAAUUGGUGUCGUCCUUACGAAUACCUACCAAGCGACACAACAUGUCUAUUGUAGGAGUCAACCAAGUAACAACGAAUUCAAACGAAAUCGUAACAGUCAAGAUUAAAUCCCGAUACAAUAACUUUCAAGCGGUCAUUCAGUGCUUAGUGACGGAUCAAAUAACAGAUUCGAUUCCGCGGUUUCGCAUAAAUAAAGGAGCGAUAAACAUUCCAAGAAAUAUACAGUUAGCAGAUCCCCGUUUCAAUAUUCCGUCGCAAGUGCAAAUGUUAAUAGGCGCGGGCAUAUUUUGGCAGUUACUGUGCGUGGGGCAAAUAAGGCCAUCUAUCAAGAGCCCUACUAUUCAAAAGACACAAUUAGGCUGGAUAGUAGCGGGUGGGCUCGGCGGUGGCUAUCAACGCAAGGGAAGGGCAGCGGCUUCUUCCGUGAAUGUCAUGUUGCUGGAUACCGAUUAUUCUAGAAUGAAUCUUGACAGCGCAUUAACCAAAUUCUGGCAACUCGACAGCGAACCCACGAAUCAAACCCCUAUGUCACCCAUCGAACGCAGGUGCGAAGAACAUUUUUCGCGCACAGUCAGGCGGAACGAGCAAGGACGCUUUAUCGUCUCGUUGCCGAUAAGGCCCAAUGGAAUGCAGCAGCUCGGCGAGUCACGGCAGACGGCAUUGGCAAGAUUCAGCAAGUUGGAAAGGCGUUUCAAGCACAACGAACAGCUAAGGAGCGACUAUUCACGAUUCAUGAGGGAAUACCUAGCUCUGAAUCACAUGCGAGCAGUCAACGAUUCUGAAGUAGAAAAUUCGAAGAUUGAGUACUAUUUGCCCCAUCAUGCUGUGAUUAAGGAAACCAGUAGCACCACAAAACUGAGGGUGGUUUUCGACGGAUCCUGCAAAUCGGAUUCCGGAUUCUCGCUCAACGACUUGUUAUUAGUAGGGCCGGUUGUACAACCGGAUUUGAUUACAAUAUUGUUAAAUUUCCGCAAAUUCCGAUAUGUCUUUACAGCAGACAUUGUAAAGAUGUACCGGCAGAUUUUGGUCGACGAUACUCAAAAAUCUCUACAGCGCAUCGUAUGGAGAUUUAACGACAGCGAGCCUAUUGCCACGUACGAAUUAUCAACAUUAACGUAUGGACUUUCGAAUUCAUCAUAUUUGGCCACACGCUGUCUCACGCAUUUGGCUGAAAUCAACCAAGACAGUUCUCCCCUAGGAGCGGAGGUACUGGAAAAUCAUACUUACGUGGACGACGUGUUAUCGGGAGGCGAUUCCAUAGAGGAGGCGAUCAAAAGAAGAGAUCAAGUGAUAGCUAUUUUGGAGUCGGGUCAAUUUGCUUUAAGCAAAUGGUCUGCAAAUCAUCCUCAGCUGUUAAGCGAGUUGUCGCAGCCAUCCUCACCAUUGGACAAUGUCACAAUUGACAAGAACUCAGAAUCUCGGAUACUCGGUAUGCAGUGGGAUUCUUCAGAAGAUGCAUUCAAGUUCACAAUCAACGUCAACACAACAAACUACAAGAUUACCAAGAGGACAAUGCUUGCCGAAAUUUCUCAAUUAUUUGAUCCGUUGGGUCUCUUAGGUCCUGUUAUACUUACAGCAAAACUUCUAAUCCAGGAGUUAUGGAAAAAUCAAAUAGAUUGGGACUCAGCCGUCCCUAUGAAUAUACACACGCAGUGGAAACAAUUCAAGUCGCAGCUGCCCAGCAUAAACGAGCUGAAGAUUGGAAGGUUCAUCUUUUCUGAAGCAAAUGCGGAAGAAAUACAAUUACAUGGAUUUGCGGAUGCCAGUCAAUCAGCGUAUGGCGCGUGUUGCUAUGUUAGGACUCGAAACAUAGCUGGAAAUUACGAAACUAAGCUAUUGAUAUCAAAAUCAAGAGUGGCUCCGAUGAAGGCGGUCUCGCUUCCCCGCCUUGAGCUUUGUGCGGCAGUAUUGUUGGCUCGAUUACAAGAAAAGGUGAUCAAGUCCAUAAAAAUUCCAAACAUCAAGAAGUUCCUAUGGACUGACUCGAUGAUAGCAUUGUCCUGGAUAAGGGCCUUCUCGCGCAAAUGGGAAACAUUCAUAGCCAACCGAGUUGGCGAAAUUCAAAGAUUGACAGAAGUGGAAGAUUGGAGGCAUAUAGAUACCAAAUCAAAUCCCGCGGAUAUAAUUUCUCGGGGGGCAGGCCCUUCGGAAGUUAUUAAUUUAGCGCUUUGGUGGGAAGGGCCUGGUUGGCUAAAGUUAGACGAGGAGGAUUGGCCCAAAUCGUCAGUUCAGAGUAAUGCAUUACCGGAACUACUAGCGAAUACCGUUGUAAUAAAAUCGGAAUCAUCAAUGUUGGAUGCCUUGAUUGCCAAAUAUUCAAAAAUUCAGAAGUUAGUACGAGUGGUAGCGUAUAUGUUUCGAUUUAUUAAUAAUUGUAAGGCCACACGCAAGAAUAAAAGUAGGAAUGCGACAAUAACAUCGAAGGAAUAUGAAGCAGCGUUACAUUUUUUAUGCAAAUUCGUGCAGCGGCAGGAAUUUGGCAGCGAUAUAAGGCAGCUAGAAAAGUCGAAAUCUCUACCUACUAACAGCAGGUUAUUGCCAUUAAAUCCGUUUCUCGACGACGAACAUAUACUACGGGUAGGCGGGCGUUUGAAGAACGCGAAUUUAGCAUACGAAUCAAAACAUCCAUUAUUGUUGCCUAAGAAUCACGCGAUUACAAGACUCAUUAUCCGAAACGAACAUGUUAGGAAUAUGCAUGCCGGAGUUCAAGCGACUCUAUACGCAGUUAGAAGUCAGUUCUGGCCUAUAGCGGCAAAGGCCACCACCCGAGAUGUCAUAAACAAAUGCACAGUAUGUUGGAAGGCUAAGCCUUCUGUGCCUGAAGCUACUAUGAGCGAUCUCCCCAAAUCGCGAGUUCAAAUAUCAAGGCCAUUCACGCAUUGCGGAGUCGAUUUCGGAGGUCCGUUCCUCAUUAGAGAGCAUAAGAGGCGUAAUGCGAAAUUAAGCAAGGCGUAUAUUUGUAUCUUUGUUUGCUUCGCCACUAAGGCGGUGCAUAUAGAGUUAGUUGCCGAUUUGUCUUCUGAGUCCUUUAUGGGAGCUCUUAAGCGAUUCAUAGCGAGAAGGGGCAAGGUCGCGUGUAUGCACUCCGACAACGGAACCAAUUUCGUGGGAGCCGCUAGGGAGCUUAACGAAUUACACGAUUUCCUUAUCAAGGAACAGAUACAGCAUAAGAUAAACGAAUUUUUUGUCGAGCAUAGAAUAGAAUGGAGAAAUAUUCCACCAAACGCGCCCCAUUUCGGGGGACUUUGGGAGGCCGCCAUAAAGUCGGCGAAAUAUCAUAUGAAAAGGAUAAUUGGGGAUGCAGCAUUGAAUUAUGACGAAAUGACGACGGUACUCGCGGAAAUCGAGGCUAUAUUGAAUUCCCGUCCCAUCAGUCAAUUAUCGAACGAUCCGAACGACCUGCGCCCAUUGACUCCCGGUCAUUUUUUGAUAGGAGAUGCGUUAAACAGUUAUGCUCACCCGGAUAUUACUCUUACCAAAAUCAAUCGUCUUUCGCGUUGGCAAAGGGUCGAGCAAUUGAGACAGCAUUUUUGGCAGAGGUGGAGCAUUGAGUAUCUAAACCAAUUGCAGGGUAGAUCAAAGUGGAGAAUGAAUAAAGGGGAAAAAAUCAAGGCUGGACAAGUAGUUUUGAUUCAAAAACCGGGUUUGGCGCCAUUUCAAUGGUUGUUAGGCCGCAUCGAAAGUGUUAACGAGAGUGUCGAUGGCAUCGUCCGAUCGGCAGUCAUUAAAACUAAUCACGGAUUAAUUACUCGACCCUUGACCAAGUUAUCUGUGUUGCCAACCGAUCCAAAUACAUAA